Molecule: messenger RNA, 1152 nt
Organism: Penicillium diatomitis
Lineage: Eukaryota; Fungi; Ascomycota; Eurotiomycetes; Eurotiales; Aspergillaceae
Product: FAD-dependent oxidoreductase
Exons: 4
Coding region: 1-1152 (383 amino acids)
Molecular function (GO): D-amino-acid oxidase activity; FAD binding
Source: RefSeq, a predicted model, not a curated record
AUGGCUCCGAACGACCACAUCCUCAUCGUCGGGGCCGGCGUCCUCGGCCUAACAACCGCCAUUCAAAUCUCUCUGGCCGGCCGCAAAGUCACUCUCCUCGCGCGCGAUCUCCCCGGCGACUUCACCAUCGACUACGCCUCUCCCUGGGCUGGCGCACACUUCCGGCCCUCCCCUGCACGCACAGGCCCCGAACAACUCGAGCAGCAGCUCAUGCGCACCACAUACGCGCAAUUCGAGGAGCUGGCGACGACUCGUCCCGAGUGCGGCGUGCAGUUCGUGCCUGCGAUUGAGUACUUUGACGUUGCGGAUAAGGAGACCUUCCUGGCCAAGGAGAACGGGUAUAUCGAUUGGCCUGAUUUUGAGGUUUUGGGGGGAGGAGGAGAUUCCGUCGGGACAGAGAUUGGGGUUGAGAGGAGUUGGAUUCUGAAUUCGCCGGUCUAUUUGGAGUGGUGUCGAAGGUGGGCGGUGGAGCUGGGGGUUGAGGUGAUUCGUGCGGGAGUGGCGUCCUUGGAUGAGGCUGUGGAGGUGUUUCGAAAAGAGAGGCAGAGGACGGUGAACACGAAGGAAGGAGAAGAUGGUGGUGGUGGUGGUGGUGGUGGUGGUGGUGGUAGGAGUGAUGUGAAUGUUGAUGUUUCUGUUUGCGCGGUGGUGAAUGCGACGGGGAGGGGAUUCGAUGACCCGGAUUCCUUCCCUUCAAAGGGACAGUUCAUCAUCGUUUCGAAUCCCUGCGCGCAGACGAUCAGUCAUCACUGGGCCGAUGGUUCUUCAACGGUGAUUGUUCCUCGUCCGCUGGGCGGGGAAACGGUCAUCGGCGGCACCAAGGAGCCGAAUAAUUGGUCCGAGGAAGUAUCCGACGAGGCGACCGAGACCAUUCUCAAGCGCGUCGCGAGUCUCUGUCCACAGAUGGUCGAGCAGAGCAAUUCCUCGACGGCCAAGACACAUAGAUUCGACAUCAAACAGGUGUACGUGGCUCGUCGUCCGAUGCGACGCGGUGGUCUGCGUCUGGAAAGGGAGACUCUCCGUGAUGGAUUGCCGGUUGUCCACUGCUAUGGUGCGGGCGCCAGCGGGUUCAAGAUCAGUUGGGGAGUGGCUCAGCAUGUCGAGGCUUUGCUUGAGCAGGUGUUGGACCAGAGCUCUGCUUCAGGGCACUAA